Molecule: messenger RNA, 1677 nt
Organism: Sinocyclocheilus grahami
Lineage: Eukaryota; Metazoa; Chordata; Actinopteri; Cypriniformes; Cyprinidae
Gene: rcl1
Product: RNA terminal phosphate cyclase-like 1
Exons: 8
Coding region: 71-1159 (362 amino acids)
Biological process (GO): endonucleolytic cleavage of tricistronic rRNA transcript (SSU-rRNA, 5.8S rRNA, LSU-rRNA); ribosome biogenesis
Cellular component (GO): nucleolus
Molecular function (GO): RNA endonuclease activity
Source: RefSeq, a predicted model, not a curated record
GUGGUUUGUCCCUCGCGGGCUCUCGUCGCGAGUCUGUGUUGAGUGCAGAAGCACGUGUGUUCCUCACAUCAUGGAGUUUGAGGGCUGCAGCUGCUUCAGACAGAGACUCGUGUUGUCCACACUGAGCAGAAAACGAGAGAAAAUACUAAACAUCAGAUCUAAAGAUGACAAUCCCGGCCUGCGAGAUUUUGAAGCGAGCUUCGUCAGGCUCCUCGACAAAGUGACCAACGGCACCAGGAUCGAGAUCAACCAGACGGGAACGGUGUUGUUCUAUCAGCCGGGUUUGCUGUACGGCGGCUCGGUGGAGCACGAGUGUAACGUCCAGCGCUCGAUUGGUUAUUAUCUGGAGGCUCUGCUCAUGUUGGCCCCGUUCGGGAAGACCCUGCUCAGAGCCGUGCUGAAGGGCGUCACCAACGACCCCACAGACCCAUCGGUGGAUCUUCUGAAGGUCACUGCCAUUCCUUUGAUGAAGAAGUUUGGGAUUGAUGGAGCCGGUCUGGAAAUAAAGGUGCUGAAGCGAGGCAUGACUCCUGCAGGAGGAGGUGAGGUGCUCUUCACUUGUCCCGUUCGCCGCUCCAUGAAACCCGUUCAGCUCACGGAACCGGGAAAAAUCAAGAGGAUCCGAGGAACAGCGUUCUCGGUGCGAGUUUCUCUUCAGAUGGCCAACAGGAUCGUGGACUCGGCCAGGAGCAUCCUGAACAAAUUCAUCCCGGAUAUUUACAUCUACACCGACCACAUGAAGGGAGCCAGCUCUGGGAAGUCUGCAGGGUUCGGCCUGACGCUGGUUGCUGAGACGGUGAACGGCACGUUUCUUGGCGCUGAGGUCAUGUCCACGCCGCAGGGUCAGGGAGAUCCGGUGCUGCCGGAGGACUUUGGCAGAAACUGCGCUAAACUACUGCUGGAGGAGGUCUAUAGGGUAAGCAUCACCAAACACACGUUUGUAUCAGGGGUCGACCGAUAUGUGUUUUUCAGGGCCGAUACUGAUUAUUAUAGAUCAACAUGCAGAAUCGAGUUCCUGAGACACAUCCGAGACUUCUUUCAGAUCAUGUUCAAGAUCGAGCAACAGAAACCCGGAGAAGAUGAACAGAAAGGAGGAGAGAAGGUCCUGAUGACGUGUGUGGGAGCCGGAUACAGCAACAUCAGCAAAACCAUCAAAUAAAGACUCCAGAAUCUCAACAGGACUGAAGAUUUUGUGUUAAACUCAGUGUUUUAAAGCGGUUUUGUAUUUUACGGUGGAAUGAUGACAUUCCCGUAUUCUUUCAUGAAGAAAUGUCUGCUGAGCUUUGCUUUUGUACCACCUUGAGAGGCACUUUUGUGCUUCACAGUGCAUUUUCAGAUCGAGGUGGGAGUAUAAAUGCAUGUGCCGUUUCUUUGCUGAUCUCUGCGUUUCUCAGCCAUUUGAUAAUCUCGAGUCAUUUUGCAUUUCUGCACCUUUAACUCACGCUUCAGUCCGUCCCAUAGAGGAGUAUUGAGGCCCGCGCGUCUUAUCUUUCUCCAUUGCACAAUCCCAUUCCAGGACGCAUAAUAAUAACGCAGUGCACCAAACGGGAUGCACUCGCUUGCAAAAUAUGCAACUACUGUUAAAGACUUCAUGAAAUCAGAGCAGGCAUUGUAUGGGUUUGAUUCAUGUCAGUAGUAUUGAGGUCAACUGCACCACGGUUUUAACUAAAUCUAUAA